UUCGCUAGUCUGUGCUCUAUUCCCAUUUGUUUAACGAAAGCACCGAAAUUUUUCGUUUUUUUUCUUUCCUGUUCCAUAAUUUGUGUGUGUGUGUGUGUGUUUGAAUCAAAACGACAAAAUUCACUCCGUAUCUUGCUUUUGGAAGAGUAUACUUUGGCAAAAACUUUUUUCCUCCUAACAAGAAGGAAGGCAGAAAAAAAAAUAAACACGAAAUACACGAGAGAUUAUACAGUCUGAGCUUUUAAAAAAAUCCUACGCACUCGUACAUGGAUAGCAUUUGCAUAAAAUGUGUCGAGUCGCUCUUGAAAAUCAAUUGAAUUGGCUUAAACACGUUUACUACACGCGAUUUUCUGUCAAGUAAUAUAUUCGGUUAUAUUAUGUGCGUUCGUUUCGCUAUGAAUGCAAUAUUUUGAGUUUUAUGAGCUUUUAAGGAUUCGACAUACACAUAAAAAAAGAAAAAAAAAUACGAGUAAAAAGAAUACUGCGUGUCAUAAAUAGUACAUUUUGUUGUACAUUCGAAGAAUUUUGCGAGAUUUUCCAAGUGUGGUUUCACAAAACCACAAGUUUGAAAUGCGUUCGAAUUGACUGGAAAGAAAAGCUCCUGGAAAACAUAAGGAAUUUUGCGUCAUUAUUUUUAAUGUUUAACCACUGCUUGAUUGGUAAAGUUUGCUGAAUUUUGUGUGUUUGUGUUUGUGUGUCUGUGCCGAGCGCGAAAGAAGUUUUCCAACAAUGAAUGGAGUUUCAUUUCUCCGAGGCUAUCGUAAAUUCUUUACACAGUAAGGGCAACGAAAACAGACAGCGAGAAAAAAAGAAUCGAAAAAGAGCCACGACGAUGUGAAAGUUGUGUUAUUUUUUUUACUUCAAUUGGCUGGACGGGACCAGAUGACGACGAAAAACGACGCAGAAAAAAUGUUGACAAGCCAGAGGAAACAUUUCCGGUGUACAAAAUCCAAUUUUAAAACAUAAAAGUAAAUUCAUCCCGACAUUCACAUAAUUCAAUCCGUACACGUGAAUUACGUGAAACGCACGAUAUAUACGUGCAGCAUUGUUGCUUCUUUUUAUCAUAGGAAUUGAAAAAGUGCACGUGGGCAAUGCGUUUAUCGAUAUGGAUUCCAGGCAUUUUGGGAAUCCUCGGUCCAAUCGUCAUACCCAUAUCACAUAUGGUUGUACUAUGGUUCUAUUGGCAAAACUAUGCUCGUUUCGUUGACCGCCGAUUUUGUUCGUGCUCCUGCUGGGACACCGUAUUCAAAGGCACAUAUGAGUCAGGCAUUGCCAGCUACAAGCACUUAUACUUCAAUGCAACGGAGAAUACGAUGAAAAUAUGGAUUUUGACAGUCAUUGCUAUAAUCGCUCUGUACGAAUGUGCAAAACAUCUAAUCAGCCUAAUGAUUUUGAAAUCGGUGCGAUACUCCAUGAUAUUCCUAUUCUGCCUAUCGAUUUUCUCGCAUUAUUAUGGAUGGUGGGCCUUUCUUAACUAUUACAAUGACGAUUUUUACAGCCAAUGGAACCACCAAAUGUUUUUUACGAUAACCGAAUUAUUAUCGACUAGUGUAGUGUUUCAUUUAGCGAAUUUAGAAAAUAUAGUAACGCCAAGAAAAGUACUCUCUGUCGUCGGCAUAGCCAUACUGCAUAUUGUAGCAAGUGGGUUUGAUCAAUUCAUUGCGAAUGUUUUCAAAGGUGAAGGCUUGCUUCAUCAGAUAAUUCGGGACUUAGGCUUUAUGAUACCAGACAUUUUUCAUUUCAUUAUACCGAUUUGGCUUCUGCGAAAAUCAAGACGCGAAAAUUACUCGACUAAACCAUUUUAUCGAGAUCAUAAAUUGAAAAAUGAUAUCGUAGCUACGUUUGUCAUUGUGACCAUAUUAUUGCUGGUUUGUUUAUUCUUGUAAAACACACGGGGCCAACGGCAACACACAAUUUGUUAUUUGCGAUUUUUACAUCAUUUUAUUUGUUUCGGAUGGAUUCCAUUCCUGAAAACUGACCUUGUUUUUUUCUUUCUUUUGGGUUUGUUUGCAUUUUGUUUAAAUUACCAUUGCCGACCAUUUGUCGCCCAUCAAAUUAUCUGAUUAUGCUUAGAAUGUUUUUCAAAUUGUUCACAAAUAGAAUGCCAUCAUAAAUAUUUAUUCAAGCAUUAAGGCGUUUUUUUAGAGAAAUCAAGGACUGGAUAAUGAAUACAACUUUUUUUCUACUCAAUUAUACACAUGAAAUCUAAAUAGAAGCCAAACGCUUCUUCAAAUAAUGAACAUGCUAAAUUCUUACCGAUAUGACAAUAAGCCAUUUUAUUUCCAUGUUUUUUUUUCAUUUUUAUUGCCACAUUUUCCUCUUUAUUUUUUGUGAGUAUUUUCGCGGUGAAUAGCAACCGAAGAUGAAUUUUUGGUUUUGAACAGCCCCCCCCCAGCCGCAAUAAGGAGCCGAUUAAUUGAGUUGCCUUCGAUGACAAUUGAAUCAAACAAAAAACAAAUCAAAUUAGAAUUUAUUCAAACACAUUGGAUAGCCUUCAGAAAAUUACAGGUCAAACGAAACGAAAAAAUAAAUAAAUCGAAAAUCAAUUUAUACGAAAAAUGGAAAUUUGUUGUGAAAAUCAUUUUCUUUAUUGCGUUGAUUUAAAUUUCAUUUUCUUUUCUAUUUUUGCAAUACACUUGAACACUCAGUUAAACGAAUUUGUUUGUUAAUGUUCCUUAUCAUAAAAUACAUAAUGACUUGAUAGCGACAGUGAUAGACUUCUUUUUUCUAAACAAAAUAUACAGUCAUCGAUUUUAUGUUUCAUUUGUAUCAAUUUUGGUUAUCAUUAAAUCUUAAUAGCAGCGCACACUCAAAGGCACUUGCUGAAAACAUUUGAAUUAAUUGACAGAUUGAAAUUGUGAGAUUGUUAAGUAUUUUAUUUCUACUAAAAAUGAAAGAAAUUUCUUUUCAAAUUGAAAAUUAAAUCAAAGUCAAUUGAAGUAUAUAUAUUGAUGAGAUAAAAAAAAACCAGCCAACCAAACGAGAAAGAUGGUCAGCUACGGCUGACGCUCGUUAUCCAGAUAAUUUGCGUGCCGUGAACGCAUAUAGAACGCUCCGCUGACAUUCCGUUUUUGUGACGUG
Molecule: messenger RNA, 3081 nt
Organism: Sitodiplosis mosellana (orange wheat blossom midge)
Lineage: Eukaryota; Metazoa; Arthropoda; Insecta; Diptera; Cecidomyiidae
Exons: 5
Coding region: 1092-1886 (264 amino acids)
Source: RefSeq, a predicted model, not a curated record